This is a messenger RNA of Cylas formicarius (sweet potato weevil), 2153 nucleotides long. RefSeq names its product isotocin receptor-like. The transcript has 10 exons. Lineage: Eukaryota; Metazoa; Arthropoda; Insecta; Coleoptera; Brentidae. The record is from RefSeq and is a predicted model, not a curated record. Gene Ontology annotation, molecular function: peptide binding; G protein-coupled receptor activity. Gene Ontology annotation, biological process: G protein-coupled receptor signaling pathway. Bases 1 to 2016 code for a protein of 671 amino acids. Gene Ontology annotation, cellular component: membrane.
AUGGAAGACAAACUCAACAAAAUUACGUACCUGAUAGAUAUUGCUGUACCGGCUGCCCAUAUCGUCCUGGGAACACAGGUUGAGAAAGUCGGAAAAUACGUGCCAAUCGGCGUCGAAGUGAAAACAAUCUGGAACCAAGAGAAAGUGGUUAUUCUGGGGGCAACUGAUGACGAAGACUACACUGGAGCCUUCAAACGUUGCAACUACCACCGAAACUGUACCCUAAGCUUCAGAAGGCAUCCAUACUGGGAACAUGCCACAUUACUCGGAGGCGGUUCAGUUCUCUGCUCACGGUUCCGGAAAACGAGCCGGAAAAGCGGUUCGCGCACGGAAAAACUUCCGGAAAAUAUUGGACCGCGACCGCACGAUAAUGCAGUGGAAAUUCGGGAGAAAAAUGCAUUUCGGAUAGAAAGGUCAUGGCGGCACGGAGACGAACAUUACCGAGCAACAUCCUACCUGCCUGCGCCUCUAUUAAAGCAACAUUAUGAGGACCGCGAAGCACCGUACCUCCUAUUCUCCCCGGUAGAUAGCAGUGCGAUGAAUACUACCGAAUGCGAGUGGGAAUUCGAGUUCCGCAACUAUACAGUUUCGGACGUGAACUGUACGUCAUCGGCACCAAAUCGGACUUCGUUCUUCGAGGUGACCGCGAAUCCGAACGUUCCGGUCAUAUUGGUGUACUCGGCGUUGUUCGUAACGGCCGCCAUUGGAAAUUUGACAGUCUUUAUAUCGUUGUUCAGGUCGCGUCACAGGAAGUCGAGGGUGUCCCUUAUGAUCCGGAACCUUGCCGUCGCCGAUCUCAUAGUCACCUUCGUUAUGAUCCCCAUCGAGGUUGGCUGGCGCUUGACUGGAAGAUGGGUGGCGGGAAAUGUCGCCUGCAAGAUUGUCCAAUUUCUUCGCGCCUUGGGCCCUUAUUUAAGCAGCAACGUCCUGAUCUGCGUGUCACUAGACCGCUACUUCGCUGUCAUGUACCCUUUCCGGGUAAACGUGGCUAGGAGGAGGGGAAAGGUAAUGCUUGCGGUGGCCUGGUGUACCUCUCUCAUCUACUGCAUACCCCAGUGCUUUGUGUUCCGGGUGAAGUCGCACCCGCACAAUCCUGACUACAAGCAGUGCGUGACCUUCGGCUACUUCUCGUCGACCACCAUGGAGCUGGUUUACAACCUUUCCUGCGUCCUGUUUUUGUACUUCAUUCCGCUAAUUGUGAUCGUCGUCGCCUACACCUGCAUCAUGUUGGAGAUAUCGAGAAACUCCAAGUUAGCACACGAAUCGAAAAAAGCACCGAACGGUCGUCUCCGCCUGCGGAGGUCCGACACGAGCAACAUCCAAAGGGCAAGGAUCCGCACCCUCAGGAUGACCAUAACCAUCGUCGCCAUUUACAUCUUCUGCUGCACGCCAUACGUGAUUAUGACCCUGUGGUACAUGUUCGACAGGAAAACGGCACAAAACCUGCCGGACUGGUUGCAGGACUUUUUCUUUAUGAUGGUGGUGUCCAACAGCUGCAUGAACCCGAUGGUUUACGGCAGCUACGUCAUCGACUUUAAGCGCCUCAGCGAUUGCAACUGCUGUCGGUCCAGGAAACUGGAACAGACCGCUAUACACGAUGCAGAACCUGGACAUAGAAAAGAGCACCGUCAUUUCGCUAGAACGGUUAUUAAAGCCUUCUUUGGACGAAAAGUAAACUCGACGACAAAGAGCACUGGAACGCAACAGGGCCAGAAUAUUCGGCGUAUCGGUGCCAAUAAUCCGGCAGUCAGCGCUGAGAUCGGUUCGUCGGAAACCGGAUCAAUGAACCAGCUGCAGACUUUUCCGUUUAAGUCCAAAGAUCGGAUCCGCAACGCGAACGAGAUAUUAUCAUUCCACAGCGAACCUUGCGAGUCUGCGCCAUGCCACUCGAGCGACGGCACCCUGAGGAGAAACUCUUGCUCAACUCCGCUCAAGAGCAAAGCGUUGCUCAAGAAAACAUUGAACGUAUACGCUAACGGUGUAACCCGGUGUAGCAUCAAGGACAGUUUGGUUUAACGAAUGUUAAUUUUAACCAGAAGACUCCUCAGUGUUGCAUGUACAAGUGUAACAAAUGAUCGAAAAUGCCUGUAUCUGUGUCUGCGGCAUUUCAUAUCGAUAUUUUUGUAAAUAUUUUAUGAUUGUAAAUAAAGGUA